This is a messenger RNA of Globicephala melas (long-finned pilot whale), 806 nucleotides long. RefSeq names its product fibroblast growth factor 22 (gene FGF22). Gene Ontology annotation, biological process: fibroblast growth factor receptor signaling pathway; cell differentiation; regulation of cell migration. Gene Ontology annotation, cellular component: cytoplasm. Lineage: Eukaryota; Metazoa; Chordata; Mammalia; Artiodactyla; Delphinidae. The record is from RefSeq and is a predicted model, not a curated record. Gene Ontology annotation, molecular function: fibroblast growth factor receptor binding; growth factor activity.
AUGGGCCCCGCCCUUGUACUGGCCCCACCCCCGUGGGGAGUCAUCCCGCCCCCUGCGGCUCUGGCCCCGCCCCCCAGGAGCCGCAUUGGCCUGUCCCAGACUCUGCAGGGCGGUCAGGCCGCCCUGACCACGGCCCCGCCCAGCAUCCUGGCCCACCCACUGUGGCUCUGGCCCCGCCCCCGAGGCGCCCUAUUGGCCCCGUCGGGCACUCUGCCCCCCAUCUCGCAAUGGCAGAGCCGCGGACGCGCGCGGGGAGUCAAGACCAGGCGGCGGCGAGCGGGGCGCGGGGCCAUACGCGGCUGCCUGUGGCUGGGCCUGGCGUGGCUACUGCUGGCACGGGCGCCCGGCGCCGCGGGGACCCCAAACAGUCCGCGGAGACCACGCAGCUACAUGCAUCUGGAGGGUGACGUGCGCUGACGGCGCCUCUUCUCCUCCACCCACUUCUUCCUGUGUGUGGACCCCAGCGGCCACGUGCAGGGCACCCGCUGGCGCGACAGCCCUGACAGCGUCUUCUUCGAGAUGCGCUCCAUCCGCGUGGGCGUCGUGGCGCUCAAGGCCGUGAACACCGGCUUUUAUGUGGCCAUGAACCGCCGCGGCCGCCACUCCGGGUCGCGGGUCUGCGCUAAGUUCCGGGAGCGCAUCGAGGAGAAGGGCUACACCUACGAGUCCGUGCCCUGGCGCCACCGCGGCCGGCCCAUGUUCCUGGCGUUGGACGGGCGGGGGGCCCCGGGGCGCGGGGUCCGCACGCAGCGACACCACCCGUCCACGCACUUCCUGCCCGUCCUGGUCUCCUGAGGCCCAGGAUC